CCAUAUUUUCGUAAUUUAAAAUAUUCAACAUCUGGGUCAUCAUCGUCUUCUUCCUCUUCUUUGAGACGAAUGAACCUCUUCUUCAUUUGCUGCAAUUGAUUUCUCCAACAGCAGAAUAGAGGAGAGCAAUUAGAGCUUGAGAUAGCUUUUUGCUUUUCUUAAUACAGUUGCCGAAAAGGGCACCAGCACCCGGUGAUCUCAGAUUUCAUCCUCCUGAUUUUAUCGAGUAUCUUUUUUUGUAUUGGUUAAACGAUCGGGUCCUGCUCAAGCAUUUGCAUAUUGCAGGGUGUACAAGUUUCUGAAAUUCAUAGGGAAAUUGCUGCACACUGAGUGUCCUUGCGAUUCAUGUUUGCAUUGAUGUGAGCUGGUGGUACUUUAACACAUACAAUUGAGUUACCAUGAAGCGAUAUGUAUACAUAAAUGAUGAAAAUCUAGCAAAAGAUAUCUACUGCGACAAUCGUAUAUCAAAUAGAAAGUAUACCAUCUGGAAUUUUCUCCCCAAAAAUCUAUGGGAACAAUUCAGCCGUUUUAUGAAUCAAUACUUUUUGUUGAUUGCCUGCCUUCAACUUUGGUCCCUCAUCACUCCUGUCAAUCCUGCAAGUACUUGGGGUCCCCUUAUAUUCAUAUUUGCAGUCUCAGCAAGUAAAGAAGCAUGGGAUGAUUACAAUAGAUAUCUCUUAGAUAAGAAAGCAAAUGAAAAAGAAGUUUGGAUUGUGAGGCAGGGUAUCAGAAAGCUUAUUCAAGCCCAAGAUAUUUGUAUCGGGAACAUAGUAUGGCUCCGUGAAAAUGAUGAAGUUCCUUGUGAUCUUGUGUUACUUGGCACAGCUGAUCCACAAGGGUUUUGCUAUGUGGAGACAGCAGCACUAGAUGGAGAAACUGACCUAAAGACACGGUCAAUACCUUCUGCUUGCAUGGGAAUAGAUGUUGAUUUGUUGCACAAAAUCAAGGGUGUGAUUGAGUGUCCCAGUCCAGAUAAGGAUAUUAGGAGGUUUGAUGCCAACAUGCGACUGUUUCCUCCAUUUCUUGAUAAUGAUGUUUUCCCCUUGACAAUUAAAAACACACUUCUUCAAUCAUGCUACUUAAGGAACACAGAAUGGGCAUGUGGAGUUGCUGUAUACACGGGCAAUCAAACCAAGCUGGGCAUGUGUAGGGGUAUACCUGAACCAAAGCUUACAGCUGUAGAUGCCAUGAUUGACAAAUUGACUGGAGCAAUAUUCGUUUUCCAGAUAGUUGUCGUCAUUGUUCUAGGCAUAGCUGGGAAUGUUUGGAAGGACACAGAAGGGAGGAAGCUAUGGUAUGUUCGAUAUCCAAAAGAAGGUCCUUGGUAUGAGCUUCUGGUCAUCCCCCUUCGAUUUGAACUACUUUGCUCCAUCAUGAUUCCUAUAUCCAUAAAGGUGUCCUUAGAUCUAGUUAAAAGCUUGUAUGCCAAAUUUAUAGAUUGGGAUGACCAGAUGGUUGAUCCAGAAACAGGGAUUCGGUCGAAUGCAACUAACACAGCAAUCAGUGAGGACUUGGGACAAGUUGAAUAUAUAUUGACAGAUAAGACAGGAACUCUUACUGAAAAUAAAAUGAUCUUUAAAAGAUGCUGCAUAAGUGGGAGAUUCUAUGGGAAUGAGAGUGGGGAUGCCUUGACAGAUGCCCAGCUGCUUAAUGAUGUAUCCACUGGGUCUGCUGAUGUCAUUAAAUUUCUCAAAGUUAUGGCCAUAUGCAAUACUGUAAUUCCUGUACGAAGCAAAAGUGGAACAAUUUCAUACAAGGCACUAUCCCAAGAUGAAGAAGCCCUUGUAUGUGCUGCUUCCCGUUUGCGCAUGAUUUUUGAGAAUAAAAAUGGGAAUAUUCUUGAUAUCAAAUUCAAUGCAUCUCCAUUGCGAUAUGAAGUGCUAGACACUCUGGAGUUCACAUCUGACAGGAAAAGAAUGUCAGUGGUGGUUAGGGACUGCCAAAGUGGAGAAAUCUUUCUCUUGUCAAAAGGAGCGGAUGAAACUAUUCUUCCUCUUACCUAUACUGGGCAACAGGUUAGAACUUUUGCUGAAGCUGUAGAACAGUAUGCUCAAAUGGGUCUGAGAACAUUGUGCCUUGCUUGGCGCAAAUUAGAUGAGGGAGAAUAUCAGGAAUGGGCCUCUAUGUUUAAAGAGGCUAAUAGUACUCUAGUUGAUAGAGAGUGGAGAGUAGCUGAAGUCUGCCAAAGAUUAGAGCAUGAUCUUGAGAUCCUUGGUGUAGCUGCCAUAGAGGAUCGUCUACAGGAGGGUGUUCCAGAGACAAUUGAAACUCUUAGGAAAGCUGGAAUAAAUUUUUGGAUGUUGACUGGGGACAAGAUGAACACAGCUAUACAAAUUGCUCUUUCCUGCAAUUUUGUGUCCCCAGAGCCUAAAGGCCAGCUUCUGAUUAUUGAUGGGAAAACUGAGGAUGAAGUAUGUAGGAGCUUGGAGCGAGUUUUGCUAACUACGAGAAUCACAGAGUCUGAACCCAAGGAUGUAGCUUUUGUUGUUGAUGGCUGGGCUCUUGAAAUUGCCCUCAAGCAUUACCGCAAAGCAUUCACAGAACUUGCGAUUUUGUCACGAACAGCUAUUUGCUGUCGUGUUACUCCAUCCCAGAAGGCUCAGCUGGUAGAACUUCUGAAGUUAUGUGAUUACAGAACUCUGGCCAUUGGGGAUGGUGGAAACGAUGUGAGGAUGAUCCAACAAGCUGACAUAGGGGUUGGCAUUAGUGGAAGAGAAGGACUGCAGGCAGCCAGGGCAGCUGAUUAUAGCAUCGGAAAAUUCAGAUUUUUGAAAAGACUGAUACUUGUGCAUGGACGCUAUUCAUACAACCGCACAGCAUUUCUUUCCCAAUAUUCCUUCUAUAAGUCGUUGUUGAUAUGUUUUAUCCAGAUCUUUUCCUCUUUCAUUUCAGGUGUCUCUGGAACCAGUCUAUUCAACUCGGUCAGCUUGAUGGCUUAUAAUGUGUUUUACACGAGUGUUCCGGUUCUGGUCAGUGUUCUCGACAAAGAUCUUAGUGAAAGAACUGUAAUGCAACAUCCCCAGAUACUAUUUUAUUGCCAAGCAGGAAGACUUCUUAACCCAAGCACAUUUGCUGGAUGGUUCGGGCGGUCUCUUUUCCAUGCAAUUGUUGUUUUCGUCAUCACCAUUCAUUCCUAUGCUUUUGAGAAAAGUGAGAUGGAGGAGGUAGCAAUGGUUGCACUGUCUGGAUGCAUUUGGUUGCAGGCAUUUGUCGUUGCAUUGGAGACCAAUUCUUUUACGAUUUUGCAACACCUGGCAAUAUGGGGCAAUCUUCUUGGUUUUUAUGUCAUCAACUGGAUUGUUAGCGCCAUCCCAGCAUCAGGAAUGUACACAAUAAUGUUUCGUUUGUGCAAGCAGCCGUCUUACUGGGUUACAAUGAUUCUUAUUGUAGCAACAGGAAUGGGGCCUGUUCUGGCACUGAAGUACUUGAGAUACACAUAUAGGUCGAGCAAAAUCAACAUACUCCAGCAGGCAGAGCGUUUGGGAGGGCCGAUCCUUUCGUUGGGAAUCAUAGAGCCUCAGUCAAGAUCCCCCUUGGACAAAGAUCUUGCUCCUCUCUCUAUAACACAACCAAAGAACCGCACUUCUGUAUAUGAACCUCUCUUGUCAGAAUCUCCUAGCGCCACAAGACGCUCUAUCGGACCCGCACAGAGAUUCGAUUAUUUCCAGUCACAGUCCCCACUCGCCUCUACUUAUACAAGAAAGGAUAACUGAGGCUGAGACAUAUACCAUGUUAGUUAGACUUAGGAGGCGCAUUACUCAAUUAUUUUAGUCCAUAUUUUUUUGAAAUUUCAUGGCUCACCUUUUUGGAUACAGCUUAGAGAUCAUUAUGAAUUGUAUAUUUAGUUAUUUAAAUAUAUUUCUCUAAAUUUAAAA
This is a messenger RNA of Salvia splendens (bonfire salvia), 3875 nucleotides long. RefSeq names its product phospholipid-transporting ATPase 2. Gene Ontology annotation, cellular component: plasma membrane. Gene Ontology annotation, molecular function: magnesium ion binding; ATP binding; ATP hydrolysis activity. The transcript is spliced from 26 exons. Bases 399 to 3713 code for a protein of 1104 amino acids. Gene Ontology annotation, biological process: phospholipid translocation. Lineage: Eukaryota; Viridiplantae; Streptophyta; Magnoliopsida; Lamiales; Lamiaceae. The record is from RefSeq and is a predicted model, not a curated record.